AUGAAGAACUCCCUCGUUUUGAGCUUCAUAGCUCUCUCGUCUUAUGCUAUUGCCACGGAUGAUCCCUGCCUUUCUUUGACCAGCAAAUUCCCCAAAUGCCCGUUCUCGUGCGUUUCAAAGGCCGCUGCCUCAGUCGGGUGUACCAACACCGCUGACUUGAGCUGCCAGUGUAAUCCAAAGUCGUCUAGUGCCAUCCAGUCCCUUGCUGCUGGCUGUGCGCUUGCAGCCUGUAAUCCAACCGACCUCCCCCCUGCUAUCGAUGCGGGAAGUUCCCUCUGUGCUUGCGUAGCAUCUCAUCCUGCUACCACCACAAAUGCUCCAUCUACAUCCCCAACAGGAAGUACGUCCAAGCCAGGCGGCUCUACUACAUCUGGGCCAGCACCCUCGACAACUCCCACUGGCACGGGCACGGGUACCACCACCGGUCCAACCGUGACCACUGGUCCUACCUGUGUUCCCUCGUCCCCUUGUGAUGCCGUCAAGAGCAAGGUACCCGCCUGUGCGUCGAGUUGUAUCGGUUCCGCAGCAGGAAAAGUCGGAUGUGACCAGCAAAACCUAUCAUGCCAAUGCGCCUCAUCGUCCGCCAUCCAGCAAGCUGCAUUCAACUGCGUCAGUUCCGCCUGCGGACUACAGACCGGCGCCGCGGUUCUUCAGUCCGUAGCAGCAGUCUGCUCCUGCGUUUCUGCAAAUCCUACAAAGCCAUGCUCCGGGGGAACUCAACCCACAACCAAACCGUCAGGGACCGAAUCGUCCGGUCCCGGCUCAAGUUCCGGCCCCGUCACAUCCGCACCGGCAUGCUCAUCCGUCAAACAACCAGACUGCGGAGCCGUUGCUUCAACAGCCAUUCCUUCAUGUGCCCAGCAGUGCUUCACGUCCGCUGCACCAGGUGUAAACUGUCAAGUGACGGACUUCAAGUGUCAGUGCCAGCCUGACGCGCAGAAGAAGCUCUCAACCCUGUUGCUUCCCUGCGUACAAAAGAACUGUCCGCCCGCCUCGCUGCCGGGUAUUAUUGGUGGUGCGAGCUCUGUCUGCGCCUGUGCAACCGCACCUCCUGGUUCUGGGGUUUGCACAACUUCGGGUGGAGGCUCUGCUCCGACGUCUGGAGGACAGCAGCCUACGAAUGGUACUUCCGGUGGGAAUACGUCUGGUGGUCAGCAACCUACCGGCGGAUCGAGUGGUAGUCCGCCGCCAACUAGUUCGUCGCCUGUUGUUGGUGGUGCGGGAAUACUUGAGGUUUCGUUUGCGGGUGUUGCUGGAGUGGUUGUACUGGCGGCUUUUGUGCUGUAA
Molecule: messenger RNA, 1287 nt
Organism: Pochonia chlamydosporia 170
Lineage: Eukaryota; Fungi; Ascomycota; Sordariomycetes; Hypocreales; Clavicipitaceae
Product: CFEM domain-containing protein
Exons: 2
Coding region: 1-1287 (428 amino acids)
Source: RefSeq, a predicted model, not a curated record